AUGGCAUUAAACCUGGAGAAACAGCUCCUGUUCUAUGGAGCAUAUCAUCAUGAUCCAGUCAACAUCGGCAUCCACAUCACUUUCGUGCCCAUCUUACUCCUGACCGGCUUCCUCUUCGGAACCAACAGCCCAGCCCUCCCAACCCCAGACUGGCUGACAAUCCCGAACUUGCCACUCAACCUCGGCACAAUCGCCUGCUUCAUCUACUCCUCGCUGUACAUCCUGAUGGAACCCGUGGCAGGCGCAAUGCUCGCCCCUCUCCUCGUAGGCGGAACCGCCUACGCAAACCACUUGACAUCAGCCUACGGCAUGAAAGCAAACUACAUCGCCAUCGGCGUCCACAUCGUCUCCUGGCUCGUUCAGUUCGUCGGCCACGGAGUCUUCGAGGGACGCGCACCAGCUUUGCUUGACAACUUGGUUCAAGCGAUUUUCCUUGCGCCGUUCUUCGUCUGGCUGGAAGUGCUGUUCAUGCUUGGCUAUCGACCAGAGCUGAAGGCUAGGCUGGACAGUAAUGUGGAGAAGGAGAUUGCGAAGUUCAGGUCUGAGAAAGAGGGCAACAAGGCGAACGGUCCUGCUAAAGCGAACGGCUCCGCCAAUGGCCAUGCCAAAUAG
Molecule: messenger RNA, 612 nt
Organism: Zasmidium cellare ATCC 36951
Lineage: Eukaryota; Fungi; Ascomycota; Dothideomycetes; Mycosphaerellales; Mycosphaerellaceae
Exons: 4
Coding region: 1-612 (203 amino acids)
Biological process (GO): sphingoid catabolic process
Cellular component (GO): endoplasmic reticulum
Source: RefSeq, a predicted model, not a curated record